GCCAGACCAGCAAGGCCCCUCCCAGACCAGCCAGACCAGCCAGACCAGCCUGCCCAGCCAGCCCUCGGGAUACAUGCUUUUCCAUCCUCCAUUAUGUGGGCCCACCUAGCAGAGGAGAGGAUGAGGCACCAGUCUUGCCCCCCAGGCCCCUCCCCAGGUUGCUAGGCUUCCAACUUCCCAUGCCCUCCCAACCUCCCUCCCCACGGGCUUCAGCAGCGUGACGGCGUGACUGCGUGACUGCGUGACCGGAUCAAAUCGGUACUUUUUGUGAUGUGCCACGGCAGCCCACGAUAAUACAACACGGAUCUGCAGGGCUGCGACUACCACUCGCCGCGCUCUGAAGUCCACCGGCCCCCGGGACCUUGCAGUUCACCACCACAAAACAACCGACACCGCGUUGGACCACGCCCACCGUAUACGACACCGUCCCGACCUGCCAGCCCUGCCAUGCCACUCAGUCCGGUCCACCUGCCAUGUUACAUGGCUCUGCCAGGCCACUCCACCUGCUUGACUCAGGUGCCACUAUCGUGUUUCCAAAAUUGGAACAUGGCCAUGGUCACCAACCCGCCCUAACCAACCCGUCCUUUCAGCCCUUCCUGCCUGUAAGGUACCAAGAUCGGGCGACACAAAAUGCUGUGGCCGCACCCCCGGCCGGGCUGUUUGUUCCAUCACGAAGUCAGAUCUGGAGCGUUGUUGCUGAGCCCGCAGGUGGCAGGGCCCGUCCGAACCACGCGGGGACAAGGGCUCCCUCGCUCGCUCCCUCGCCUGCCUGAUGACAAGCAUCCGCUGCGCAUGCUGCUGCUCGGUAGAUUUUCCGCAGGUUACAUGAUGCACGACAAGGUCCCCAGCUUCGCUAAGAUUCCCUCACAUAUGUAUAACCGUGGGAAUCUGGGCGGAUCGUGCGGCAAUCGUCCUGGGCUGAUGUUAACGGCUUUGCUUUUUGUGCUUUCGCAAGCCACCACCACACUUAGCCACCGGCCCUUUUCCUGCAAGCCCACAGACCGUAGUCACCAGACCGCCAAGGUUGCGCAGUAUCAACUCCCCGUCACCCCCCAGGCCAGAGUGUCUCGAGGGCUGAGCAGCGGGCGCCCACGAGAAAAGCUGCAGUCAUAGGGAGGCGGCUUCCCCGGGCGGCCGGCGAGCUAUACUCGCAUAAUCCUUCAGCUGGGCUAGUCCUCGACCUACCAGCCCGCUUGACAAAUAGGGUUGUAAUCCGCGUCACCUUAUCACGAGGUGGCUCCCCUGACCACAGCCUUGAGGGUCAUCUUCCCAGCAGGCACCAAGGACGAGCCAAACACCCAUCGGGGGCGAGCCCUCCCACGUCUUGGCCUGCCCGUUCUCGGCUCGGGCUCGCUCCCUGGAUGGUGUCCAAGUGACAGUACACACACCGUAUGGCUGGCCAACAGCGAUGGGGGCUACGGCAAGGGGCAGUUGAAGGAGGUGCGAGGAAUGUGCAUGAGGUGUGGGGGGCAUGUACUAUAGUUGGUCGGCCUCGUCCUCGGAUGAGAUGGACCGCCCAGAGGCGCUCCCGGUUCGGCCCAAGAAGGUGGUGGCAAGCAAUAAGUAGCCCCCCGGGUCUCGCCAUCAUCCUGUCUCGCUCCCACGAAACCCCCCCAUAGCGCCAUCGCAGGCAAGUUACCGUUUGGAAAUAUGACUUCUCUAAAAGCCUUCACCCGGCAAUGGCGCCAGACCAAGGACUAUCCCGUAGUGUUCUCAUGUCCCGGGAAUGCGCCUCCUCGCCGACUCUUCACCGGCACGCCAUCGCCCAGGGCAGAAAGAUGCCUCUCCAGUAUCGCCGAUGAGAGCUUCUACCCGUUGCCCGUAAAAAGGAUAAGGGAGACUGAGUAUCCACAUAUGAAGAAGGGGAUCUACCUCGAUCAUAGUGGCACCACCAUCUACGCUAGAACACUCAUAGAAUCCUUUGCCAACCACAUGCUCUCCAACCUGUAUGGCAACCCUCACAGCGCCAACGCUCCCGCCGAGCUCUCCGGGCACGUGGUCGACAGUGUGAGACAAAAGGUAUUAAGCUUCUUCGGGGCCGACCCGAGACACUUCGACCUCGUCUUCACGGCCAACGCCACCGCGGGCAUCAAGCUCGUGGCCGACUGCUUCCGGGACCUGGCGGAGCGGACGCGCGACGGGAGCUUCUGGUACGGCUACCACAAGGACUCGCACACCAGCCUCGUCGGCGUGCGUGAGCUGGCCUACGGCAACUCCCACUGCUUCGAGAGCGAUGGCGAGGUCGAGGACUGGCUUCGCCGCCCCGGCUCGGUGGCCCCCGGCGGCGCCAGAAACAACCGCCUCCGCCACCUGUCUCGGCGCGGCGGCCUCGGCCUUUUGGCGUACCCGGGACAGUCCAACAUGACCGGGCGGAGGCUGCCGCUCUCAUGGCCUGGGGCUGUCAGGUCAUCCCCGGACCUGACCAAUACCUACAGCCUCCUCGACGGUGCUGCCCUUGCCAUGACGAGCCCGCUGGACAGUGUCUUCCGAGAUGUCGAUGCCGCGCCCGACUUCACCUGUGUUUCCCUGUACAAGAUCUUCGGCUUCCCUGACCUUGGUGCUCUCAUAGUGAGGAAGGACUCGGGUCACAUUCUGACACUGCGGAAAUACUUUGGCGGUGGCACCGUCACUAUGGUAUCUGUGCUGGGCGGGUCAUGGCACAAGACCAAGGGCCUCGACUCUCCGGCCGCUGAGUCCCACGAUGGUACCGUCACCAAUAAAAACCCUUCCUACGAGAUACACGACAGCCUCGAGGACGGCACACUUCCCUUCCACAGCAUACUGGCCUUGGGACAGGCCAUCGACGUCCACUCCCAGAUAUACGGUUCCAUGGAGAACAUCUCCCGCUACACGACGUCCCUAUCCAAGACAUUAUACAACGAACUGAGGCGCCUCCGCCACUCGAACGGCCGCCCGGCUUGCCACAUAUACACGGAUGACGACGGGAACGGCUACGGCGACCCAAGGAGGCAGGGUGCUACCAUAGCGUUUAACAUGAUGGACGCAGACGGCGUAUAUGUCCCGUAUUCCGAAGUGGAGAAGAUAGCUAACGACAAUGGUGUAUAUGUAAGAUCAGGUGGAAUUUGCUGUCCGGGAGGGCUCUACACCGCGCUCGACUACGAGCCCUGGGAGCUCCAGCGGGCCUUCUCGGCCCAUCACGUCUGCGGGCCGGAAGGCAUCAGCUUGAUCCACCAGCUUCCCACAGGAGUUGUAAGAGCCAGCCUGGGUGCCAUGAGCACACGCGAAGACAUAAGCAGAUUCGUGUCCUUUCUGCAGGAGACAUUCGUACGUCAGGAGUCGCACAUGACUGUGGUACCACAACACCAUAGGGCCCCAAGAAGAGCUCAGGAAUAUAACGAUGAUAUGGACUAUGAUAUAGGCAGUCCUGCUUUAGCGACGGCUGGGACGGCUUAAAAUUGAUCAUUUGUAUUUUUCUUUGUGCCCCUACUUUUCUUUUUGUUAUGCUUUCACGCAUGGUGAGGCGUACUCCUAUUACAGACCAGAUCUGAACACCAAAACAGCGGCGCAAGGUUUCCAGAAGAAGAGUAGUCUUGAGAAAGUAUCGCCAAGUUCCCCCCACAAGCCGGGCUGGCCACGGCUGCCUCUGCUCGAGGGGAGAGGGGGAAGAGGGAACUCGGCAAUAUUUUCCUUGAACUGUGGCCUCGAGGCCGAAAGAGCCCGUCGGAAUUCAUCAACAGAAAUGAAAUACUCCGUUGGCCCCCCAGUUGUGGGCCAAAUGAUCGCAGUUUACUGUUAUCGGGCAUGGAUCGUCGUCAGUCUGAGGUGUCACAUCAGGCACACACCCACACACCCACCCAUACACACACAGUGGCCACACACACACAGAACGCUUCGGGUGAUCCACACAUCCACGUCAGCUUCCGUGGAUUUCUGAGAUGAGAUAACGCAGCGGGAAGGAAUAAGAAGGUUCUUAUGUAGUUUGGACGAAAUAGUGCCAAUUGCAACAAGCUGAUCAAUAGUGGUGGUGGUGGUUGUGGGUGGUGGGGGCCGUGGGUACCUGUGAGGGCUUCCCCAACCGGGCGAAGCUGAUGGUACCCGUCUGGUAUUCAUCCAAUAUGGCUGAAUUGGAGCGUGUCAG
This is a messenger RNA of Diaporthe batatas, 4099 nucleotides long. RefSeq lists its product as uncharacterized. Gene Ontology annotation, biological process: molybdopterin cofactor metabolic process. The record is from RefSeq and is a predicted model, not a curated record. Bases 1651 to 3414 code for a protein of 587 amino acids. Gene Ontology annotation, molecular function: molybdenum cofactor sulfurtransferase activity. Lineage: Eukaryota; Fungi; Ascomycota; Sordariomycetes; Diaporthales; Diaporthaceae. The transcript is spliced from 6 exons.